Lolium rigidum is the source of this 2237-nucleotide messenger RNA. Its product is annotated as BRAP2 RING ZnF UBP domain-containing protein 1-like. The transcript is spliced from 11 exons. Gene Ontology annotation, biological process: protein ubiquitination; Ras protein signal transduction. Bases 212 to 1918 code for a protein of 568 amino acids. Gene Ontology annotation, molecular function: nucleic acid binding; zinc ion binding; ubiquitin protein ligase activity. Lineage: Eukaryota; Viridiplantae; Streptophyta; Magnoliopsida; Poales; Poaceae. The record is from RefSeq and is a predicted model, not a curated record. Gene Ontology annotation, cellular component: cytoplasm.
ACAGAGGUACCCGGCCAGAUUAGAGGAGUUUGGCGGCGGUCGGAGGUAGGGACGGCGGUGGUGGCGGGAUUCAUCGCAUCCCGUACGAACCGGAUCGAUCCGAACUAGAGGAGACCUUGGCGGCGGCGGCGGCGGCGGCGACGACCUUAGUGCUGGCUGAAGCUAGGGACGGCGGCAGCCGAUUUCAUCACGUCCCGAGCAAGUUCAAAACAUGUUCAGCCUUCUAAUCCAGUCCGUCGAGUCACCCGUGCCCGACGCCUUCGCCGCCGUCCUCACCGCCAACGCCGACGAAGUCGGAACCAGCAGCUCCACCGCCGCCGGCGGCGGCGCAACCGCAUCAAAUCCCAUCUCCCCGCGCUCCAGCAACCCUCUCCCCUCCACCACCUCCGCCACAACCCCUCUCGAGCUGCCCGGCGUAGCCCCCGCCGCGUCCGCGCGAAACCCUAAGAUCCACCACACCCGCGGUGUCCUCCACCUAUACCGCUCCUCCCCCUCCUUGCCCGCUUCAUCCUACGCCUCCGCCGUCGCCCCCUCCUCUUCCUCCUCCGGACCCAUCGCCCCACCGCUCCAAUGCGACUCGCUGCUCCCGGUAACAAUUCCGCCUCGAUUCCUUACUAAUUUCCUCGUUUCCCCGCUCCUCAUUUCAUGUUUCCUGCAGUCAUGGCGCGGCACGCGCCUCCUUGUGCUCGCCGUCCCUACCCGCGUCUCGCCGGACGACUUCGUCCGCUUUUGCGGCCCCUACGUUGAGCACGCCUCCGAGAUCCGUGUCAUCAGCGACGAUGGGGUGGAGGACCGGUACAGCGUGCUUGUGGAGUUUGAGGAUCAAAAGAGUGCCGACGGAUUCUACCUGGACCUCAAUGGCUGGAGGUUCUCGUCCUCAGAGGUAGAGGUGUGCCAUGUUCUGUUUAUAGUUGCUGUGCAAUACAUGCCAUCCGCUGUGCCACCAGUUGGAUCUACCGAGCUUCCGACUUGUCCUGUUUGCAUAGAAAGGUUGGAUCAAGACAUCAGUGGAAUUGUGGCAACCAAUUGUGACCAUUCUUUCCAGUGUUCAUGCGUUUCAAUGUGGGUCAGUUCAUCUUGUCCGGUUUGUCAGUUUUGUCAGAAGCAGUCUGAAACUCCUACAAAUCCUACAUGUUCUGUUUGUCAGACCUCUGAAAACCUCUGGAUCUGUGUGAUAUGUGGUUUUGUUGGAUGCGGAAGGUAUAAAGAAGGCCACUCAAUUAGGCACUGGAAAGACACUCAGCACUGCUAUUCUCUUGAUUUGGAAACUCAACGUGUUUGGGAUUAUGUCGGUGACAGUUAUGUUCAUCGUCUUAAUCACUCGAAAAGCGAUGCAAAACAUUCUAAGCUCAGGUCAAAGUGUGAAUUUUCUGGGCACAACUGUGUGAACUGUUCGUGCAACGAUGACUCGGAUAUGGGUGGAGUUAUGUUUAGCAGCAAAACUGAUACAAUCGUGGAUGAAUACAACCGUCUUCUUGCAAGCCAACUUGAAACUCAGAGAGAGUAUUACGAGGCUCUUCUGUCAGACGCUAAGAAAGAUAGGGAACACAUUUCUGUUGCUGUGGAUAAAGCUGUAAAUGAUAAGCUUCAAGAGAUGCAACUUAAGCUUGAAAAUACUAUAUUGGAGAAAAAGAAAGUUGCAGAAAUGAAUGAAAAACUCACGAAGAGCCAGGAUAUAUGGUCCAAGACAGUAAAAGGAAUAGAGGAAAGAGAGAGAGCGCAGUUGAGGCUGAAGGAUGAUACAAUUCUUGACCUGGAGGAACAGAUUAAAGACUUCAAGUACUCGAUUAAGUUGCAAAAAUCGAUAGAGAAGAGUACACAUGCUGAUGAUCUCAAAGGAGGUAUGCUGGUGCCACUGGCCAUGGAAUCAGAAUCUGGAAAGGGUAAAAGAUCGUCAAGAAGCAAGAGGAGGAAUUAGCGGCAGCCAUGCAACGGGCCUCUUUAUUAACUAGCAUGACAGUUGCUAAAAAAAUGAACUAGCAAGACAGUUGUGACUUUGUGGGAGAAGCUUCAUUACUGGUAGUUUCGCACUGCUACACUCUGGUACAUUGUCCAUAACGACGAAACUAUAAUCGGGAUACUGCAUAACAUUUAAAAAAUACAGAAUUUGGACAUUGUGUAGAAAAUAUAACCAAACAAAAUCCAACGUUCGUAUUACAUACCCAGUGAAGUUUCAGGAAGUUGUAUCGACGUAUAAGCACACAUAAGUUUACAAUCUGAUAAACACUUCGAAGGUG